Molecule: messenger RNA, 930 nt
Organism: Cucurbita moschata (crookneck pumpkin)
Lineage: Eukaryota; Viridiplantae; Streptophyta; Magnoliopsida; Cucurbitales; Cucurbitaceae
Exons: 4
Coding region: 348-728 (126 amino acids)
Source: RefSeq, a predicted model, not a curated record
AGGUCUCAGUCAGUUGGGUUGCGCCCUUAUUGGCUUGCCCGAGUGUUUUCAUGCUUUAGCUAAACCAAACACAACGUGAAAGAAAAAUAAAUUUCUUAGAAAGAAAAGCCUUUGGUUGGUGGAGUGGGAAAAACUUGUGGUGCUCAACACUGCUAUAGAAUAAUAUAUAAACAAAAAAGUGACUGCGUAUAGUGGUGACAAGAGUUACCUGAAUUGUGUAAAGCCAUCCUCCCCAAAAGUGAACAAUAACAUAUUGUUUUCCUCUUUCUCUCUCUGUUUCUCUUUGUGUAUUAUAUAUAUAUUUGUUUGGCCACACACAUAGGCAGGAAGUCUUAUACUCUUAAGAUAUGGGUUUGAUACUCAUGGCCAUGCUUUGCUGUGUUUCUCUAUUGAUUCUCUCGGUACCUUUUGCUUCCUCGCAUGCUCUUGACCAGUCUUCUCCCUUGCAAGCAACUGAAGCAGUGCAUUCUCCUCGUCUCGUUUUGUCAAGGAAGUUCAAAAUGUUGGAAGAAGCGAAGGUUGUUGAAGCUCACGGAUUCCAAGCUUCCAAACAAGAAGAUGAGCAGAAGGAAACUGUUUCAGGUCAGGCUUAUAAAAGGGAGGAAAACAAAGGGAAGGGGAGAAAGUGGGGGAAUGUGGCCGACAUGUCGUCGCGGUUUUUCACAAUGGACUACGCUCACAUAAAACGGCGCCGUCCCGUACAUAACAUGUCUCGCCAACGUCCUUGAAGUUAUCUCAAUUUCUAAUCUAACCCCUUCAUUUCUUUUCCUUUUCCAAUUUUAACCCAUGAAAAUGAAGGAUUUGCAUUCUUAGCCCAUAUGUUAUGGCCGACAAAAUGGCAGACUAGUUUAGAGGCUUACUAUAAUUAAAAUUAUUAAAUUAGUGGGACCCACUUGGAGGUCUGUGGAUGUAUGUAACUAUCAUUUCUCU